AAACGCAGCCCCAAGGAUGGCUAACCCCGUGCCGUCAGCCUGCUGCGUGGUGCUCGCCGCCGUGGUGGUCGUGUACGCCCAGAGGCACAGCCAGCAGGACAGCCACAUCCAGUAUGAGCGAGUAGGCGCAGACGUGACCAUGAAGUGUGGGUCCAUGGACAGGGACGCAGCUGUGACUUGGACGGCCAACGGCACCGACAUCGACGAUUCCCACCUGAAUGGGUCGUACCUGGUCCUGAAGCACGUGGACCUCACGCAGAGUGGCCAGUACUCCUGCUACGAAGGCUCCUCCUGGCACCUCAAAUACCAGACCUACCUGAGGGUGGGAAUCCCCCCGAAGGAGCCAGUGCUGAUGUGCCGGUCCAACAACUAUCCAAAGGGUUUCUACUGCAGCUGGCACUUGCCCAGUCCCACCUACAUCCCCAACUCCUUCAACAUCUCCGUCAUACAUGGCACGAGAGAGAUGGUCUGCGAGAAGGACGUCCUUCCCAAAAACAGGUGUCACAUCAGAUACCUCCAGCUCUUCUCAACAGUGAAGUACAAGGUGACUUUGACAGUCACGAAUGCUCUGGGCAAAAACUCCACCACUCUCACCUUUGACGAGUUCACCAUAGUGAAGCCGGACCCACCGGAGAACGUGGUGGCCAAGCCCGUGCCCAACAACCCCCGGCGGCUGGAGGUGUCCUGGCAAAACCCUUCUUCCUGGCCUGACCCCGAGUCCUUCCCGCUGAAGUUCUUCCUACGCUAUCGACCCCUCAUCCUGGACCAGUGGCAGCACGUCGAGCUGUCGGACGGGACGUCGCACACCAUCACAGACGCCUAUGCGGGCAAGGAGUACAUCAUCCAGGUGGCCGCCAAAGACAACGACAUCGGCACAUGGAGCGACUGGAGCGUGGCGGUCCAUGCCACCCCCUGGAUGGAGGAGCCCAAGCACCUCACCACCGAAGCCCAGCUGACAGAGACAACGAGCACCAGCACCUCCUCUUUCAUGGCACCUCCCACCACCAAGAUCUGCGACAGGGGGGCCAUAGUGGGCAACGGGGCCGUGGUAGUGUGUUGGACAGCUGGACUGGUCUUGGCUGCCUAUAGUAUCUUCUUUAUUUAAUCCCUGUCCGUCG
Molecule: messenger RNA, 1118 nt
Organism: Tinamus guttatus (white-throated tinamou)
Lineage: Eukaryota; Metazoa; Chordata; Aves; Tinamiformes; Tinamidae
Source: RefSeq, a predicted model, not a curated record